Molecule: messenger RNA, 520 nt
Organism: Trifolium pratense (red clover)
Lineage: Eukaryota; Viridiplantae; Streptophyta; Magnoliopsida; Fabales; Fabaceae
Exons: 2
Coding region: 118-306 (62 amino acids)
Source: RefSeq, a predicted model, not a curated record
CAAUUCACUUUCCCUUCCAAUCUCAACUCUUCCACGAAGAAGUGGAAAACAAAAUCAAUUUGGUUCUGAAACUGAAUCGAAGCAAAGAAGGAAGAAGAAGAAUAAUAAGGAUCAACAAUGGUGAAAGUGGCAACAUACUUCGGCAUGUCCUUAGCAGCUUUCGUUUUCUGGCAAUCCAUGGAUAAGGUCCAUGUCUGGAUCGCUCUUCGUCAGGACGAAAAGCAAGAGAGGUUGGAGAAGGAAGCGGAGAUCAGAAGGGUUAGAGAAGAACUACUGAGGCAACAAGCCAAUCAGAAUGAUUCUUAAUUGAGUGGAAACAUAUGUUGUAAUUUUUCUAUCCUUUUCUUUUUAAUUUCUUGUUGUUAAUGUAAUGUCUUGUGCUCAAAUAAAAUAUGGUACUCGACGAGCAUUUCAAAUUGAAUUGAGUGGAUAUCUAAGCUUGUCCUUUGUUUUUACAUAUAAUCUUGUUCCAUAAAAUGACACUUUUCAGUAAUUGUUACAACAAUACUAGCUUUGCUCA